Messenger RNA from Closterium sp. Yama58-4, 5013 nucleotides. Lineage: Eukaryota; Viridiplantae; Streptophyta; Zygnematophyceae; Desmidiales; Closteriaceae. The record is from the annotation of a GenBank genome assembly.
AUGAUGAUUGCCGGGGCGGACGGUGGUGAUGAUCAGCGUGAUUUGACGCGCCUUAGGACUGAUCAAGCUCACGACAAUCGCGAAAAUCGCGACGAUCGCAACACUGGCGACGACAAUCAACGACCUCAAGAUACGACUCCCGAACCGCCACGUUCCGCGCCGCGGUCAAGCAGAAUGCAACGAACUUGGCUCGCCUCCGCCGCCGACAGAGGCGCGGCGGCAGCGGCUUUCACGCGAGAUCCCCUGCAAAUCUUUCAGCAGGCCACCGCGUCUCAAGCCGCCAUUCACGGCGCGUCUCGCGCCGCUAUGCCCGCUCCAAUGCCGUUUCCAACCGCUCAGGCCGCAGCCGCGGCCGGGUUUCGCACGGAAUUGGCUCCCGCGGCGCCGUUUUCGUCGCCGGGUAUCACGGCGGGCGUCGCGCCCGCGCCGUUUUCGGCGUUCACCGCACCGUCCGCUCUGUGGAGCGCAUUGGCGCAACAGAUCUCGUCCGCGCAGCAGAUCUCGUCCGCGCAGCAGAUCUCGUCCGCGCAGCAGCAGCGGCAAUUGUCGGCGGAACAGCGCUCGUUUGCGCAACAGAUCUUCUCAGCGCAACAUCUCUCGUCCGCGCAACAGAUCUCAUCGGCGCAACAGCUCUCAUCCGCGCAACAGAUCUCAUCGGCGCAACAGCUCUCAUCCGCGCAACAGAUCUCAUCGGCGCAACAGCAGCGACAAACGUCGGCGGAACAACUGCUCGCGUCGGCAGAGCAGCUGCGAAUGUCGUCCGCCAUCGCCGCAACUUCCGCCGGAAGCGGCGCUGCCGCCGGCGGCGGACGCGUCGGCGACGACGCGACUUCGCGGGGAGUCGCAGCAUUGCGACCGCCGCCCAGCGGGCGACCGCCGGACGAUUCCGGCGAACCGUCGCUUGAGCUGAGCGAUUGGCUUACGCGAAUAACACGUAUCCCUGAUCCUUUGGGUGGUAUGCGCAGUGGUAGCACGGUUUCCGGCGAGAAGCAGCAUAACGCGGCCGCUGGUGGCACUUCUGCUUCUGCCGGUGUGCUUGACACGAGAUCGCCCACUGGACGAAGCGCGUCACACGCCGUCGGCGGCGGAAACGUGCGAAAAGGCGGCGGAAACUGGAUGGGGCGGGACGGCGGGAGCGGAACGGGAAGUGCUGCGGAAGGCGCAAGGGACAGAGACGAAAAGGUUUCGUUUCCGCGAGGGGAGAGAAAGAGCGACGCGCUUCCCUGGGAGUUCUGCUUCCGCGGGGGGAGCUUCCGCGCGUCGCCCACCGAGCGCGCAACGCCCGGCGCCGCGAAGGGGGAGGGCGCCUCGGCGACUCCGCAUGAGCUCCGCGCAGCACAGGGGAGCGCAACGAGUGCGGGCGGGUUUACUACCGCGGGCGGCGGCGGAAGGGUGGGUGGCGCGGAUUUAGCGUGGGGUGCGGCGGGAGGAGGUUUCCUCCCGCAUGGCGCAAGCGCGAGCGCGAACGUGAGCGCGAGCGUGGGCGGAGAGAGCGCAGAGGGGCGCAUGGAACGAAGCCGCAGCGGCAGAUCAACGGAUGGGAACGAUCGACAGGUGCGGCAUGAUAAUGCUACACCGGCAGCGGCAGCUGCAACAGCAGGGGCGACAGCAGCGGCGACAGCAGGGGUAACGACAACAGACACACAGGCAGGUACCCCUACGGCAACUCCAAGGUCUACUGCUAUUUCUAAAUCGGCACGGGCAGGAUUCGCAGAGGGAACGGGAGCUUCAGGGCGAGAUUUGACCGACGCUUCUGGAUUGCCACGUUGGGGAGCAGCAGCAAAAGCAGACCCGGCUGGAACAGCAGGUGCCAGGGGGUUUGGGGCCUAUGCGGGCCUUCAAAGGCUUCAGGAUAUUCAGGAGAUUCAGGGGAUUCAGGGGAUUCAAGAGGGGUUUGCGGGGUUUGGAGGUGGUGGUGAAUCGUUUGAAGGGCGUGUUCCAACAGCAACCCUAGAACCAACGUCCCCUGCUGUUCAAUUCGCAGCAGCGGGGGCCGCAGCUGCUGCUGCCGCUGCCGCUGAUGACGCUGCUGCUGCUGCUGCUGCUGAUGCCACUGCGGUUGCCAGUGCUGAUCUCGUACCUCUUUCCACAGCAGGCUCAGACUCGCUUGGUUCGGCAGAGGUUCGGUCACCCCCCGGCCUCGCCCAGCGGCGGUUGUUCAGCCUUGGAGGGCCUUCCCUGUCCCCGCUGCUAGACUCAACUGCCUGGCCACUCGCAGGUGCGGCAGAGAACCGACCCUGGAUCCGAGGUUCGGGGCCGCACGAGUGCAAGGUUUGCCACAUGCGGUUCCCGACCCUGCAUGCAUUGGGUGGGCACCAAAACGGGCACAAAGAACUACGGCUGCAGCGACAGCAGGAAAAGGCGGCAAAAGCAGCGGCUGCUGCUGCAGGUGCUGGUGGUGCUGGUACUACUGGUGGGAAAGGAGGUGGGGAAAGGAGGAGCAGAGCGACGAAGCCGCAGGGUGAAAUCGUUGCUGCUGUAGGAGCGAAGCAAGGAGAGAGCAGAUCCAUGCUGGCCGUUGAGUCGACUCAGAAGUCACCUGGGAAGCAGCAAGGCAGCAGAGGCGUUACUGCUGCUGCUGCUGCUGUAGCAGCAAAGCAGGAUGAGGCUGCAUUGAUAGCACAAAAGGAAGCAGAGAGAGGGGGAAGAGGUGGAGGAGGAGAAAGAGCAAGAAAACAGCAAGACGCGGGAAGGCAACAACAAGACGCAGCAAGCCAGCAAGUUCAAAUGCAAGAUGCACCUGCAAGGCAUGACUCUCCACCCAGGCAGGACACCACCCCGCGCAAAGACGGCACACCGAAAAAGAAAGGCACGCCGCAGAAGCAAGAGAUUGCUCAGAGGGAGCGAGAAACGGCCAAGCGCAGGGAAGAAACGGAGUCACGCACGUUACAACCAGGCACGUUACGAGGAGGCAGCAUGGGUACAGCGUCUCUCCCUUUCACUGUGAUUCAACAGCCGGUUACCGUUACAAUGGGCGAGGUGAAACCUGAGCCGGUGGAUGCUGGCCAUCCGACCGUUGGAUGGAGGGGACGAGCCGUGGGAAGCGAUCCUGAGCGUUCGAUGGGAGAGCGAGGAGAGGGUGAUGUGAGUGCUCAGCAGUGGGAGGAGCGGUUGGGAUGCGGACAAGACACGCCGACCAGGAGUGUGCUGGAGAGUAUUUUCGGUGGGCUGACUGCUCCUUCUCCACCUGCUGGUGACUUGGAGCGGUUGCAACAACAACGUGAGCAACAACGGCAGCAGCAACAGAUUGAACAAAUUGAACAGAUGGUGCAGCAGCAGCAGCACCAUCGCCAAGACCAGGAGCAGACGCGGCCACGACCGUGGGAGCAAGAGGCGCUGCAGGAGAGAGGGCAAAACCGUCAGGAGCUGCUGGCAGAAGCAGGGAGAGGAGGAGGAGGAGAAGGAGCAGGAGCAGGAGGGGCAGGACGAGGAGGAGGAGGGGUGGAAGGAGCAGGAACAGAAAGGAGGCUGCGAGAAGCUUCCGGAACACAUGCCGCAUUACCAGAGCAACCAGAAAACCCAGGGCCCUCAGGGCACCCAGGGCACCCAGGGCACCCAGCACAACCAGGGCAGCACCAGCACCACCAGUCUGUAGAGCAGUGGGGGCAGCAGUUCAAGCACCCCAAGCAGCACUCCGCUCCGGCUGCAGAGCAGCGCGGCACAUCUCCCUUGCCUGGAGGAGCCCUCCCCGUGCUGCUGCCAGAGCAGCAUCCUCGUUAUAGGGAUGCAGCAUCGCCGCAGCUGAGGCCGAAACGCGAAGCUUGUGAAGCUGGGGAGGAAGCAGCGGGAGAGGGGGGAGUUGCCUCGGGGGAUGCGAGGAGGAGAAGGAUUUCCAUGGACCGCGGGUUUGUGUCACCCAGGGUUGCAGACGGUGCGACUUACGACGCGACUCAAAGCGCGACUCACGGCGCAACGCAGACCGCGACUCGCAGCGCUAUUCAGAUCGCAACCGACAACGCGAUUCAAGUUGCAACACACAGCGCGAUUCAAAUCGCGACUCGCAGCGCGAUUCAGAGCGUGACUCACAGCGUGAUUCACAGCGCAAAUCACGGCACACCCCGCAAGGCAUCUGACUUUUUGCCUUCAAAGGGACCCUCGGAAUUGCCUCUACCAGCACCCGCCUCAGUCCCAGCAGCAGCAUCAGCAGCAGCAGCAUCAGCAGCAGCAACAGCAUCAGUCUCCCAGCAAACGACAGGCGCCUUCGCUGCCGGAUCACAAUGGUUCCCUGCCUCCCAGGCGACUGUGUCCAAGUCAUUAGCACACUACGCAGUGCUCUCGAAAUGGGCUGCGGAAUCCAGUGGGGGGAGAGAGGCCAACUUGUCGGCAGCAGCAGGAGCAGGAUCCAUUCAAGGGGAUCAGCCACAGCAACGCUUGGCGGACGACGCACCGGGAGGGGCAGGGGCAGAUUCGAUGCACCCAGGAGCCAGGCCGGAUUGGAUGCGCCCGGCUGCCGCCUCCUCUGCCUCAGCUCUUGAACCACCCUCGGAAAAGCCAUUUCAUCUCGCGCGAAGACCGCAGCAGCGUUUGGGAGAGGACUUGUCGGAACGAGGAGGUCUGAAUCCCAAGUGGAUGCGCCCAUCCUCAGCUGGGUCGUCCUCUUCGGCUUUAACUUCGGAUUUCACCCCCAGUCAGCCCGCCCGUGCUGCUGAUAGCUCCAUUGCUGCUCUGCUGUCGUCGCAGGGACGGUCACGGGGUGGGGAAGUCGAUUGGAGUGCUGGUGGUUCGGCAGGUGGUAUGCUGUCUCCACGGGAGAUGCACGAGUUUGUAAACUUGGGCGAACACCACAGCGAUACACGUAGGGAGAACGAGCAGCUUCGCUAUAAGAUUCUCCAGCAACAGCAAGCGGAUCGCGGAUUACCAGUGGAUAUGCAGCAGCAACAGCACCAAAAGGGUGUAGAUUGUAGUGAUCAGGCAGAGAGAAGCCAGGAUGCUGCAGUUGAGCCUCAGAGGCAAGAGGAUGCAGUAGCUGAUACUGAAGCUGGUGCUAGGUUAGAUUUAAAACUGUCCCUGUGA